Molecule: messenger RNA, 2344 nt
Organism: Tigriopus californicus
Lineage: Eukaryota; Metazoa; Arthropoda; Copepoda; Harpacticoida; Harpacticidae
Product: mitogen-activated protein kinase 14-like
Exons: 9
Coding region: 736-1821 (361 amino acids)
Biological process (GO): protein phosphorylation; intracellular signal transduction
Cellular component (GO): nucleus; cytoplasm
Molecular function (GO): ATP binding; MAP kinase activity
Source: RefSeq, a predicted model, not a curated record
GUGUAUGCAUGCAUCCAAGCCAGUGGAUUGGGGGCACUAAGAGGCCUGCCAGCCAGCUUAAGAGACUGUAGCUUUCUGUCUUUGCGCUUUCGUUUCUUCUCCCUCCUUCUGUAUCUGGCAUCCUUUGAACCUCUCGCCUUCGAAGGUCGUUGUUCGCUCGUUUGAUCGUUCCUUCGUUCCUGCGUUCCUUGGUUCCUUGGGUCGUCCAUUGGAUUGGUGUGUGUGUGUAUAUGUGCGCGGUUGGUGCGGUUUUAGUGUGGUGCCAUUCGUGGGACCAAGAGAUCGGGCCAGAUCAAGAUUGAUUGUGUUGAUUGCUUAAGUGGGUUGUGUUUAGCGCGCGCUCCUUGGUCGGGUUCCAAAGUUCUCGAGUUCCAGAGUGCCCUUCAAGGCUCCUGUGGAUGUGGUGUGUCGCGUGGUUGUUCUGUCGGCUGUGACUGGGUGCCUGCCUGCCCUGUGUGUGGGGCCAUUAUUACCUGUCUGUCAUCCGUCCUUUACUAUAUUCCUCCAUUCCUCCAUCUUCCCCAUCCAUGGUCCGUCAUCCCGGUUCUAGUUCCUAACCAUUCUAUUUCCUCCCAAGAUCGAGUGGCAGCCCAACACACCCAUCCAUUCAUCCGCCCAUACCUGAUCGACCGUGGGCGGGCUGCUCACGCUCACUACCAUCGCCUUCGAGUCCAUUGACUUGGGAUUCUUGGGAUUCAUUUCUUGGUCUCCAGAUAUAACCUCGAAAUUGAUCCCAUGAUGAAGGACGGCUAUCACCGUAUAGAGCUAAAUAAGACGGCUUGGGAGGUGCCGGAGCGAUACCAAAGUCUAUCGCCCGUGGGAUCUGGUGCUUAUGGACAGGUUUGCUCUGCCUCCGAUUCCCAGAGACGAUUAAAAGACGGAACUUUGACGAAGGUGGCCAUUAAGAAGCUGGCCAGGCCUUUUCAAUCUGCGAUUCACGCCAAACGAACCUAUCGCGAGCUUCGGAUGCUAAAGCAUAUGAACCAUGAGAAUAUCAUCGGGUUGCUUGAUGUGUUCACGCCCUCACGGACUCUCUCCGAAUUCUCGGAUGUCUAUCUGGUCACUCAUCUGAUGGGUGCCGAUCUAAACAACAUCGUGAAAACGCAGAAACUCUCGGAUGAUCACGUUCAGUUCUUGGUGUAUCAAAUUCUUCGUGGCAUGAAAUACGUUCAUUCAGCCGGCAUUAUUCACAGAGACUUGAAGCCCUCCAAUAUCGCCGUGAACGAGGAUUGCGAGCUUAAAAUCCUGGACUUUGGUCUAGCUCGACCCACGGAGAAUGAGAUGACCGGUUAUGUGGCCACCAGAUGGUACCGAGCGCCCGAAAUCAUGCUCAAUUGGAUGCACUACCACCAAACGGUGGAUAUGUGGUCUGUUGGAUGCAUAAUGGCAGAAAUGCUCACAGGAAAAACGCUUUUCCCAGGAACUGACCAUAUUGAUCAAUUGACUCGCAUCAUGAUGGUGGUUGGUACUCCAGACGAGAAAUUGCUGGCCAAACUUCUUUCUGAAGAGGCCCGGAACUACAUCACGUCGCUACAUAAGAUGGAAAAGAAGAACUUCCAUGAUUAUUUUCGAGGAGCAAAUCCAUUAGCCAUUGACUUGUUAGAGAAGAUGCUUGAGCUGGAUGCGGAUAAACGGAUUUCAGCUGAGCAUGCCUUGGCCCAUCCGUACUUGGCGCAAUACGCAGAUCCAUCCGAUGAACCUUCGUCCUUGCCCUACGAUCAGACGUUUGAAGACUUUGAUAUCUCCGUGGAGCAAUGGAAAGAAUACGUUUGGAAUGAGGUGCAAAACUUCCGGCCACCACCCUAUUGUGCGGCCUCUUAGACUUUUAAAACUUGUGUAAGCGACCUCUUUUGCCUUAUGAACUCAUUAACAACAACAAAUGAUGAAGCCAUCGACACCACUCGACAACCAAUUAAGUUAGCGUCUUAUGAUGAACUCAUUUAACAUCUUUUAUGGCCUUGCCAGCCCCCAAAUAUGUUACCUUGUUUUAUUGACCCAAAUUUUAUCAAAGCCAACGCCGUCACACCUAAAGCACAUCUGAUUAACAAAAAACAACUAGAUCCCCAUGAUUUUUUACUGGCACCUCGUUAAGUGUGUUUCUUCGAUCAACUGCAAUCAAAACUGAUAUGAUUCAAUUGUGUUCAGUAGACACUCGGAUUGUCUUCAUAAUGAGCUUCAAGACCUCACAAGACACCCCCUCCCCCUCCCCCCCUCUAUUACCGUUUAAAGAACCCUAACGAACGUCACAUUGAUUGAUUCAUACAAAUAAUUAUUCUAUCACCAAUGUACCAAUGAUAACCAAAACAAAGUGUUAAUAAUAAAUAAACACAUAUAUUUAACUGCA